GGUGUAUUUUAAUGUCCCUGCGUUGCUUGGCCGGCAGCUCCUGCUUGUUUUACAAAUUUCUUUCGGCGGGUCAGCAGGGGCUUGGGAUUGGGUUGCAGAGGACGAGCGCCACCAUGUCUUACCGUCCUAACUACCAAGGUGGUCGCCGAGGCGGAGGAGCAGGACGAGGAGGAGGCCGAGGGGGUGGAGCCGGCGGCCGGGGUGGCCGGGGUGGCGGCCGUGGUGAGCAGCGCUGGUGGGAUCCCGCCUGGCGAGCAGAGCGUCUGAGACAGAAGGCAGCCGAGCUUGAAGUCGUUGAUGAGGAUGAAUGGUGGAACAAGAUGGAACAGAUGAAAAAAGGGGGUGAGCAGGAGAUGAUUAUUAAGAGGAACUACAGUCGUGAGGGGCAACAAACUCUGGCUGAUAUGGCUUCUCAAUUGGGUCUUUACUUCCAUGCAUAUAACGAAGGGAAGACACUUGUUGUCAGCAAAGUUCCGUUGCCAAAUUAUCGGGCAGAUCUUGAUGAGCGUCAUGGAUCAACACAGAAAGAGAUCCGAAUGUCCACAGAGACUGAGAGAAGAGUGGGGAAUCUCUUGGCUAGCUCAAAGGAAGCAGUACAUGCUGAUGACUCAUCUUGUGCAUCAAGUCAAGGAGUGAAACAAUCAUCACCUUCUGUAAAUAUAAUAAAAUCUGAAUCAACAUUGGAUGCUGAUAAGGCCAAGGAGAAAUUUAGUGUUGAACUCAAGAACAGGCAGGAGAAGAUGAAGGCAAGCGAUGGUUCAAAAGCAAUGCAGUCAUUCAGGGAAAAAUUACCAGCAUACAAAGUGAAGGCAGAGUUUUUAACUGCUGUUUCCAAUAAUCAGGUACUAGUAGUUUCGGGAGAGACAGGUUGUGGAAAAACAACACAGCUUCCCCAAUUUAUUCUGGAGGAGGAAAUAUCAUCUCUUCGUGGUGCAGAUUGCAACAUAAUAUGCACUCAACCUCGUCGUAUAUCUGCUAUAUCUGUUUCAGCUCGGAUUUCUUCUGAAAGGGGGGAGGCUCUUGGUGAAACAGUGGGUUAUCAGAUCCGUUUGGAAUCAAAACGCUCAACACAAACACGGCUUCUAUUUUGUACCACUGGAGUGCUACUGCGGCUGUUGGUUCAAGACCCAGAUUUGACUAGUGUUACCCAUUUGCUAGUGGAUGAGAUCCAUGAAAGAGGCAUGAAUGAGGACUUUCUCUUGAUAAUUUUACGUGAUCUUCUUCCUCGGCGCCCAGAUCUACGUCUUAUUCUAAUGAGUGCAACCAUCAACGCUGAUAUGUUCUCCAAAUACUUUGGAAAUGCCCCAACAAUCCAUAUACCGGGAUUGACUUUUCCUGUAACAGACGUGUUUCUAGAAGAUUUACUGGAGAAAACACGUUAUAAUAUCAAAUCAGAGUUUGACAACUUCCAGGGUAAUUCAAGGAGGAGAAGGAGGCAACCAGAAUCAAAGAAAGAUCCUUUGACUGAAUUGUUUGAGGAUGUUGAUAUUGAUUCUCACUACAAGAAGUAUAGCAUGCAUACAAGACAAUCACUUGAAGCUUGGUCUGUUGUACAGCUUGAUUUGGGUCUUGUUGAAUCAACAAUUGAACAUAUUUGUCGCCAUGAAGGUGAUGGAGCUAUUCUUGUUUUCAUGACUGGUUGGGAUGAGAUAUCUAAGCUGUUAGAUAAAAUUAAAGCUAACAGUUUUCUUGGAAAUUCAAGCAAGUUUCUAGUUCUUCCACUGCAUGGUUCAAUGCCUACAAUCAAUCAACGUGAAAUUUUUGACAGGCCACCAAGUAACAUGAGGAAAAUUGUGCUAUCAACAAAUAUUGCAGAGAGUAGUAUCACAAUAGAUGAUGUUGUGUAUGUCAUAGACUGUGGAAAAGCAAAAGAAACCAGUUAUGAUGCUCUAAAUAAGCUGGCUUGUCUCUUGCCAUCUUGGAUAUCAAAAGCUUCUGCACAUCAGAGACGAGGUCGUGCGGGUCGUGUGCAGCCUGGAGUUUGUUAUAAGCUGUACCCUAAGAUAAUCCAUGAAGCAAUGCCCCAGUAUCAAUUGCCAGAGAUUCUUCGAACACCUUUGCAAGAACUGUGCCUCCAUAUCAAAAGUUUGCAACUUGGAACUGUUAGUUCAUUUUUGGCCAAGGCUCUUCAGCCACCAGAUCCUCUUGCUGUUCAAAAUGCAAUUGAUCUUCUCAAAACAAUUGGAGCUCUAGAUGAUAUGGAAGAGCUUUCUCCACUUGGUCGCCAUCUUUGCACCCUACCUCUGGACCCAAAUAUUGGAAAGAUGCUUCUCAUGGGAUCCAUCUUUCAGUGCCUUGGCCCUGCAUUAACAAUAGCUUCUGCCCUUGCCUAUCGUGAUCCAUUUGUUCUUCCAAUAAAUAGAAAGGAGGAAGCUGAUGCUGCAAAAAGAUCCUUUGCUGGUGAUUCUUGUAGUGACCACAUUGCACUUCUCAAAGCAUUUGAAGCAUGGAAGGAUGCAAGAAAUAAAGGAAGAGAAAGGGCAUUCUGUUGGGACAAUUUCUUAUCACCUAUGACCUUACAGAUGAUGGAGGAUAUGAGAAACCAAUUCCUGGAUCUAUUAUCAGAUAUUGGCUUUGUCAAUAAAUCCCUUGGAUCCAAGGCUUACAAUCAAUACAGCGAUGAUCUGGAGAUGGUAUGUGCAAUCUUGUGUGCUGGCCUCUAUCCAAAUGUGGUGCAGUGCAAAAGAAGAGGAAAACGGACAGCAUUCUACACCAAAGAGGUUGGUAAAGUUGGCAUCCAUCCAGCAUCUGUCAAUGCAGGGGUUUACCUAUUCCCACUGCCUUACAUGGUAUACAGCGAGAAAGUAAAAACCACCAGCAUUUACAUCCGAGAUUCGACAAACAUAUCAGAUUAUGCAUUACUUCUCUUUGGAGGCAAUCUCAAUCUUAGUAAAACUGGGGAGGGUAUUGAGAUGCUUGGUGGGUACCUCCAUUUUUCAGCAUCAAAGAGUGUGCUAGAGUUGAUAAAGAAGCUGAAAGGUGAACUCAACAAACUUCUACAGAGAAAGAUCGAGGAACCUGGGCUUAACAUCCAUGCAGAGAGUAAGGGGGUGGUUUCUGCUGCUGUUGAGUUGUUGCAUAGUCGAAUUGUUCGAUACUGAUUUUCUGUUCUACGAUCAUAAGCACACUAAGAAGAAAGAGUGCUAUCAUUUUUUUACCAAAAAUUAACUACCUAGCUUUGUAUCAUUAGUAUUUAUUUCAAGUAGCACUUUUAGUUCGUUUGAGCGGUUACAAUUUUUAUAGAGCUUAGGGGAGAUAUCUAGUGCUCACGGUCAUAGGUUCAUCUAUAUUGCAAAAGAUGACUAGGACAACAAUGAAUAUGUCAAUUUUUUUUGUUUCUGUUAUCGAAUGCUUAAGUUCAGACACAUAGAUUAUGAAUAAAAUGAUCCAAUAUUUUGGCAUUA
Messenger RNA from Nelumbo nucifera (sacred lotus), 3404 nucleotides. RefSeq names its product RNA helicase family protein. Gene Ontology annotation, molecular function: ATP binding; RNA binding; helicase activity. Gene Ontology annotation, cellular component: intracellular anatomical structure; nucleus. The record is from RefSeq and is a predicted model, not a curated record. Lineage: Eukaryota; Viridiplantae; Streptophyta; Magnoliopsida; Proteales; Nelumbonaceae.